Molecule: messenger RNA, 5150 nt
Organism: Onthophagus taurus
Lineage: Eukaryota; Metazoa; Arthropoda; Insecta; Coleoptera; Scarabaeidae
Source: RefSeq, a predicted model, not a curated record
ACUUCUAUCAAAAAUGGCCUACAAAAAAGUAUUUCCAAUCACUAAAAACUUAACAUUUCAUUCAGCUUUUUACGUUUUAUACAUUUUAACACGCGCGAUUGGUCUCAUGCCUUUAACAGUUCAAAAAGUGAACGGAAAACUAAAAUUAAAUAGUCAAAAAAGUGAUACAGUUUAUUUUCUGGUUUAUUUAACUGCUUGUUUUUUGUGUUCUUCGAUAACUUUAUAUUCGGUGUAUCACAACGAAAUUGAUUAUUACAUCGUACAAUCUGAAAUAGUAUUUCUGAAAUACAGUUGUUUUAUAAUUUUGAUCUACACCGCUUUGUGUUGUUCGUACGUUUUUAGACAAUUAAGCUCUAAAGCUUUUGGAAUAUUAAUGAAUGUCGAUGAAACGCUUUCGGAAAUGAACGCAAUCAUAGAAACAAAGAAAAUAAACACAAUUAUUUACGUAAUGUUUAUCUGGAUGUUUAUUUCGAUCGCUGUAAGAACCUCACUAUCAGUUUUUGUUAUAAAAAUGGAUAUAAUCCUCAAAAUAUCCUUAUUACCAACUACGUAUGUAAAAUCGUUAACGAAAUACAGCUUUGUAACAAUCUUGAUGACGGUGUUAAUUAGAUUCGAAGCGAUUAAUUCGAUCUUAAAGCAUCUUCUAACCAACGAAUUCGAAAAUAAUCGAAAAAUUUCAGAAUAUUUAGAAAAACUAUGCAAAAUUCAUUACAAACUUUGUAAUGUAGCUAGACUUUACAACACGAUAUUCUCUUUUAUACUUUUCGCAUCUUUAGCAAGCACUUUAUGCGACCUCAUAUUUCAAUUGUAUUAUUUGUACGUUGCGUUGGAAAAGAAAUUUGAAUCUACGAAUGUAAUGAUGUUUUUAUAUUCCACAUCCUGGCUUGUUGAUGAUGUUAUUGAAGUUUAUAUUUUAGUUUGUACGUGUUGUUUAAUAAGUGAUAAUGUAAGUAUAUUGUUGUUCAUUUUGAUUUGGUUUGUAACUUUGAGGUUACGAAAAUUAAAGAACAACAAUUAUUAUAAAAUUUUUAUCUACAGAAAUUUAAUUGUUGACGCUUUUAAAAUUUUAAUUAACGUGGAUAACUCGUUAAAGGAUAUGAACACUUAUAUUGAACCCAAUAAAGUUUCAAAAAUUAUCAAUGCGAUUAUUUUAUGGAUGUUUACAUCGCUCUUUAUACGAUGGAUUUUUAGCAUGAAAGCCAUAAAAUUUGAUGUUGUUAUUAAAUUGGGCUGGUUUCCAUCGGCAUAUAUAAAAUCCUUAUCAAAAUACACUUUCAUAGCUUUAAUAAUUCCAAUUAUGGCACGAUUCUCAAAAGUUAAUCAACUUUUAAAGGAAAGUUUUUUAAUAAGAAACGAAGAGUUUAUAUCGAAACGAAUUAAAACUUUAUGUUUGAUACAUUUUAAACUUUGCAACGCGAAUUUAACACCGAUUAUUAUGCAUCAAUUAAGAAAUAAAAUUGAUAGCCCUUUAGUAGCAAGACAAAUUCUAACUUAUUCUUUGCAAAUGUUACACCAAAAAGUUCGAUUUUCUGCAGCUGGGUUUUUCCCAAUUGAUUAUACAUUAAUGUAUUCGAUUGGUGGUGCCGUAUUUGGUUAUAUGGUGAUUUUUAUUCAAUUUGAUCAAAAGCAAGCACAAAUUAUUUGUUCUAAUGAUACUCUAACAUAAGAAUUACAACAGAAUAGUUUUCGUGGUUAAAAAUCAGCUUCACUAAGGCACUCGCUCUACGAGUUAUGGGAAAUUAAAUGUUCAUCCAAGCACCUACUUCUGAAGUUGUACUGGUUUUAGAAUUCUCCGAAAUUCUAUCAAGUACGUUUUCUUCAAACGCCGGUGUUCUGAUGCUUCUUGGAACCGCAUAAUCCGUUUAAAAUAUCCUGUUUCACGAAGACCAAAUUGAUUGAUUACCAAAAGAUUCAAAAAAAUUUAGGCAUAAAGCCAAAUUAUUGUUACCAUUUGCUCGCUCAUAUGCUCUUCAUAAAUAAUUGAUAUCUAGCUUUCAAAAUGUAACACUGUUUUUGUUUGACAAUUAAUUGUUAAGAAACAAAAAGAUGAUAUCUAAUUUGAAAAAAGUUGAUUAAGUCGGGUAAAUGUUUGAAAUAACAAACCAAUUAUUAACAAUGAGUUGAUUUAGAUCGUUCUGAUGCUACCGCAAUUUGUCGUUUAAGCACUAUUUCAAUUGCACCUCAAAGAAAAUGAUUUCUGAUCAUAAGUGGAUUGCUACUACGAACUUCACUUGUAGGCAAAUAUAGGUUAGUUUAUCUUUGGUUCUCAAAUGUAGAUUGUGUUCUCUAUAAAUUAGUCUUUCUUUUGGAGUAUACUCGCCCAACAUUGUAUCCAUGACAUCUACUCCGCCUUUAGUUUUAUUAUAGUACUUGAUUAUUUCAGAAUUUGCUGCUUGUGUGUCUUCUCCAACCAUAAAAGUACAACCGCCUUAUUCUUCUUUGGCACGUAUGAACCAUACUGUUGCAUCCCGAUUAUAAGCAAAACAGUUGAGCAAACUAGUCUUUCUUGAGCUCCCUGCAUAUUGCUUAGUAGAAAUCUUUUGCUUUUUCUUACUGCACUAACCAGUGUCAUAUGCCAAGAGUUCAAGAUAUUUUCCAAUUCGAAACUUGUGAAGAAAUAAACUGUUGUCACAUUUUUUCCUGGCCCCUUAUAAGAUCUUACUAAGUCUAACACUGUUCGUUCACCAACAUUAAGCUGUCCACCAUUAACCUGCACAUUAAGAGACGAAGAUGAGGACCAUCUCAUGGUUUCCCAAGGUAAAGCCUCUGUAAACUUAGUAUGGAAAUAAUUGUUCGUCGAAUUUUUGUUCAGUAUUGUACCAUAUCGGUGCUGCUUUUUCUAGAUUCUGCUUAUUGCCUCUGAACACACCAUUAAAAAUCAAUGCGCCUAAAAAUUCGUCAAAAUCAAUUUGCGUAAACUUUUGAAAUGUCUGCUAUGGUGGCCACUCUAAAAUAUUAGGAAACCCUUUGGAUCAAAUUGGUGUAAGCUUCACCUCUAUUAGCCUUCUGAUUUGUUUCUAGUAAUAUAAUGUUAAAUAUCUUAAUGAUUGCUGCAGGUCCUCCUUUUUGUCAUAAAAUAUUACGAGAACUUGUUUGGCUACUUCAUGGUGAUAAUUAGUAUGCCACACUGCUCCAUCACUUGCUAUCAAAAUAUUGGCAAUACCUUGAUAUUUAUAGUAGAGUAGGAGUACCCGUUGUACAACGUUAAGUCUGAAAGUGAAUACAAAUUACCGGUUGAUAAUCCCAGUAUUCACUUUCACAUUUGAUAUUUAUCUUCAACACUUUCGUCAGAAGCGUAUUUAACUUCUUCCUCUAUUAUCAGUUGUUGUUCAGUAUCUGAGUCCUUUGUGGUGGACAUAUCUUCUAAUGACAAACAUCAUCAGAUGCAACCUGUCUCUUCUUCGUUAUGAAUCAUCAAUAAUUGACCUACUAACCUAGAAUAUCGUUUCCUAUUAUUGCGAUGAACACUCAUAGUGCGCAAUCUUAUGCCUUCGCAUACCAGAGAUGGACCAAACGGAAUAAUCCAUUGGAUUGAGAUCCGGUGGAUUAGACGGCAUCAAGCAUCUUUGGCCCAAAAGACACUCUUCACAAACGGCGAUUGUGCCAACCGAAAUACUCCGCCAUUCACAGCUUCGGAACGUCUCGUAAAACUCGCUGUUAAUAGCUGACGGUGUUGAUCUUGACGUUCUGAUCAAUGAAAACCAACAGCAUUUUCCAUGUAGAGCAGAUCCCGGCCCAAACCAUCACAAAAGCAAGGAAAUGGCUGUUGAUUUCUGCUGCAACAAUUUUUGUCCUUUCUUGAAAAGUUAACAUUGGUGCUGAUGGUUGUGAAUUUUUGAUAAACAAGCGUCAGUGAUCACUCGUCGUGAUUUUUGCAAUCUUUUCAGUUUCAUUAUAUAGUUGAGGAAGUGAAGACAACCGGUCUUGUAGCUUCUAAGUUUUAGCAAUCUUGCGACGAUGUUCAAAUUCCCACCGAUACUGACACCAAGCUCUCUUGCUUUUCUGUAUGUGACUUUCUUCACAUACUUGAGAGACGUGGGAGACCUUUUAGAGGACGCUCCGCAGUCUCUCCAAACUUCUUGUAACGUUUGACAUCAUCGCAAACAGUUUCUAGCAACUUCAUUCCCGAUUUGUGCAGCUCAACAACAAUGACACGUAUAUUUUCAAGAUUAAAUUAAAAAUUAAAUGGCAAAAUUAUAUGAGAAAUUCAAUGAAAUCAUCAGAAUAAACAAAAAAUCACAAUGCCCAUGUCAAUUAACAUCUAAAAUAUGGGAAGAUAUAAUUGUACCUUCGCCGCCUGUUAACUUUGUAAAAUUGUGUUGUCGGACGAGCGUUCAAAGUAAUUUAUUUAAACAGAUUAUGUUUGAUAAUUACAUCUUCAAAUGAGUUAUGGUAAAAUAUAGUUGAUAUGAUACAAAACAAUACAUAUUUUUCCAUGUCAGUUUUAUUUUAAACACAUAAUAAAUACACUUUCAAAUAAACUCUCACGUAAAUGUACGCCAACAGAAACAACGACAACAAUCAAUAGUACCCAUCAAUAAAUAAGAUAAGCGUUAAAUUUAUAUUCUCGUUUAAAUAUUAUAAUGAUUUGUUUUUCAAUUUAAUUUCGUGAAAACGUGAAUGAAGCGCACCAUUUACAAAAAUCGAAGUUGUGCUCUUUGGACAAUUUUUUGCAUAAAAGUUACUAUGUUAUUUUUUAUAGGUUGUUAUACUUAUUAAUAUAAUACAAGAAUGAAAAAUAAAAUAUUAUUCUUUUUUUAAUUAACGGAAAUAUUUAAAAUAUACGAACAGCAACUCACCAAGUUAAAUAAUUUCGUCAUUCAAAUAGACUAGAAAUAACUUAACUAAUAACUUUAAUGUGAUUAUGUAAUAAUGAUGGUAACAACAAUAAUAUAAUUAACCUCUAACACAACGCAAUAAAUAAUUUACUGAGAGCUAUAAUAAUAUAGUUAACAUUUUCUUUUUUUAUGUUAAUAAUAAUUUAGGAAUAUUCGUGCUUCUUUGUUGUUAAAAUUUAAAUCACAAAUUUAUCAAUGACCGUUAGGUUUGACUAGAAUUUAUUUUGUAAAUAUCGUUUUUCUCUUUGUAUUUUAUAUCAAUGGAACUUGAAACGUUUGAGAUAUAAAUUGAAAAUGAGUUUUUUAUUUUAA